AACGUUUGCUUUGUUUCUGCUGGAGAGAUAGAGGUGGCUGCAGACAGUGCUGUCAGCACAACAGUGUAUUACCUGCUGUCUAAAGUAUUUAGGUUGGGUACAACUGUUUCCUAAUGAUUUAUGUUUUUUUUUAGGUCGUUUAUUACCAGCAUUGAGUUCAGAAACAAAAAGUCAAUUUUCUGUUGAUUUAAGAACUCAGACAGACUGGAGCGCGAAAGUUACUCCUUGGAAAAUUAAAACUAGAAUGUUGUUCGUUUUCUUUCAUUAUCAGACCAGAAGAAGUGCUGAUUGUAUAUGAAUAUUAAUUCCCAAGUAAAAAAAAAAAUUAAAUUAAACGCAGAGGAUUCCUGCUACUCGAGUCUCAAGCUAACAGUCAGUGAAGAUGGACGUCAGCGUCUCCGUGUCGUUCUUUCAAGACGAGCUCGCCUCUACCAUCGAGCACGCAGUGAAAGCGGCUGUAGACACCGUCUUGUGCCAAAUCACAAAAGUUGUCGGCGGCAAAUUCACUGAAUUCCGAAUGGAAAUGGCUGGAAAGGAGAAAGAGAAUGAAAGUCUGAAGCUGAGAUUGGAAAUAUCAGAGAGCGAGUUGAAAGCAGUGCGGGAAUGCAUGAACGCUGCAGAUGCAGACAUUAAACAACCUCUCAGAAACAUGAACCCCGACUGCAAUGAACAAGACUUUCAGAGGAAUGAGAACCAGGGGAUAUUUCAAGAUACCAAAGAGAGCCAUGCUGUCCCUAAAUCUGAAGCACAGGGGUCAAGGAUAGAAGCAGUUUACACACAAGAGGAGCCCUUUGACCAGGAGUGGUGUGCAAGUCUAAAGCAGGUUACAGAGCUGACAUGUGUUAAAGAUGAAGAGGUCCCUCGACUGGAAUGUGUUCCUAUUAAAGAGGAAUUCAUAGAACAGGAAUGUGUCCCCAUCGCAGAGGGAGUUCCUACUGAAAAUAAUGUCUGUACACUUGAGGAGAACAACACGCUGGUGUCAAGUCUGCAUGAUGAUUGUCCACCUGCACGUGAACUGGGAUUUGGAGUUCCUGAAGGGAAUGACACAGGAGGGACUCCAUUUCCCUGUGCUGAUUGUGGAAAGAGUUUCAGUCAUUUAUCACAGCUUAAAAUCCACCAGCGUAUUCACACAGGAGAGAAACGCUACCACUGUAAUGAAUGUGAGAAGAGGUUCUCUCGAUUGGACCAUCUUAAAAAUCACCAGCGAAUUCACACAGGAGAGAAACCACACCACUAUCCCAAAGAUAGCCAUGCCAGGUCAAGGAUAGAAGCAGUUUACACACAAGAAGAGCCCUUUGACAAGGAGUGGUGUGCCAGUCUAAAGCAGGUUACAGAGCUGGCAUUUGUUAAAGAUGAAGAGGUCCGUCGACUGGAAUGUGUUCCUAUUAAAGAGGAAUUCAUAGAACAGGAAUGUGUCCCCAUCGCAGAGGAAGUUCCUACUGAAAAUAAUGUCUGUACACUUGAGGAGAACAACAAGCUGGGAUCCAGCCUGUGUGAUGAUUGUCCACUUGAAUAUGAACUGGGAUUUGGAGCGGCUAAAGGAAAUAUCACAGGAUGGACUCCUUUAUCACAGCUUAAAAUCCACCAGCGUGUUCACACAGGAGAGAAACCUUAUCACUGCACAGUGUGUGAGAAGAGAUUCAGUCGUUUAGCAGACCUGAAGAGACACCAGCGCAUUCACACAGGAGAGAAACCUUAUCAGUGCACUGAGUGUGGGAGGAGUUUCACACUGUUACAACAUCUUAAAAGACAUCAGCGCAUUCACAGUGGAGAAAAACCUUAUCACUGUAAUGACUGUGGGAAGAGAUUCAGUCGUUCAUGGCACCUUAAAAGACACCAGUGCGUUCACACAGGUCCGAAACCUUAUCACUGCGCAGAGUGGGAAGACAUUCAGUCAUUUAUCGUACCUUAAAAGACACCACCACUGUCACGCAGGAGAGAAACCUUAUCACUGCACUGAGUGUGGAAAGAGAUUCACACAGUUAUGAAGUCUUCAGUCAUACCAGAGCAUUCUCACAGUAGGAAACCUUUUCACUGUGCUGCGUGUGGGAAGUUUUUCACACACUUAGUUCCCUGAUAAUCCACCAGCGGAGUCAGAAAAAUGAGAAAUCUGUAGUGAAUGUUUGAAGAGUUUCCAUCACUCAGACCUUAAAAGACAUCAUAAGAUUCACACAAGAGUGAAGCCCUGAAAUUCACAGAAUUUCAACCACUUGAGGACACCUAAACACCAGGAGUAAAUUUGACUAAGGCUGGGUCCUUUUUUGGGGGUUUUGAUCCUCACUCUGUACGGUUGGGUACGUUUGAUGUGAAGUGUGAACAAUGAAGUUUGCUUGGGAAAUGAACAGGUGGACUUGGUACGGUUGACAAACAAACCGAUCAAUGUAUCGAUUUGCUUGCUGUUCACAUUUAUCUGCAAGUAAAGGGACCAGGUUUGUUUUGGAUGUGAGCUGAAGUUAGUUUUUGUUUGGUUCUUUUCCAUUUUUUCAGGACUGAGCUCGUUUGUGUUGACAAUGCAGGUUUCAAGUGCAAUAGGUUCGGUCUGAAUCAGAUGUUUUCAGUAUCCUGCAAGGCAUAUUGAAACAUGGCAGCUAUUGAUCUCUGGUUUUAAUAAAUCAUGUUUUAGAUUCUUACAUAUUGCUGUGGAAGAAAGCAAUGGGGGACCACUUUGCUAAUUUAAUUAAUAGGUUACAUUUCUUGAAUGCCUACAGUAAGAUAAUGCAGUUUACGCAAUUCUGCAUGGUUCUCCACUGCUGGCAUUAACCAAGGUUGAGAAAAGACUGAAAAUAUUUUACUAUUUUUGUGAGUUUCGUCCAGUUCGGCUUGGAUUUUGGUGUAGGACCAAAUUUCUAUAAGAGCUUCAGUUUCUCACACUGUCCAUGUAGUUUAAGAUUUAUGAGAUUUCCACAGUGAAAAAAUGGGGCGUUUUUUUCCUUCAAUUUAUGGAUGCUGAACUCUGAAGCCGUAAAAAUAACAGUAUAUAAUAAAACAAGAAUAGUUUAAAAAUUAAACAUCUGGUGGUUUUUAUUGCAAAUCAUAACAACUUUCUGUUUUCUUUAUAUUGUCAUCCAGUCAAAACAUGUUAAAUGUACAAAAAGCCAGAUUUAAAAAAUAGAUCAGCUAUUACCAUUUAAACACAUUGUUAUACAGAUAAUGAGAAUGAUUAAAGAAAUAAUCCAUAAUAUUGUUUAUUUUAUUUUUGAAUGGUGCUACAACUAAUAUAUUUCUCUGCUAUUAACUUGCAGAGCACAGUGAUACAGUUUUGAGCUUAAUAAAUAAAUAGAUAAAUACAAUAAUAGCAAAAUCAGACAAUAUGCAUUUUUACUCUUUCCAUCCGGGAAAUUAAGGCUGAAAACUGGGACAAUCACAGUUUUGCCGAGAAGUCUGGUAAUGUUAUCUUUCACCAGUCAAAUCGCAGAGUGCCUAAAUAAAGUUUUCAGUCAGCACAAACAGAUUUGUUUCAUCUGUUGCAGCUUGCAUUCCAGAUAUAAUAGGAAUCUAUGAAAAAGACCGAGGAGUUCAUGUGACUCAGAAAUGUCUUCAUCUAGACAAUGUGGGGAAACAAUGCAUGAGUAAGAAGACCUCACCUAGAAUAUUGUGUUUUGGUCACCUCGUUACAAAAAGGAUAUUGCUGCUCUAGAAAGAGUGCAAAGAAGAGCGACCAGAAUUAUCCCGGGUUUAAAAGGCAUGUCGUAUGCAGACAGGCUAAAAGAAUUGAAUCUGUUCAGUCUUGAACAAAGAAGACUACGCGACGAUCUGAUUCAAACAUUCAGAAUUCUAAAAGGUAUAGACAAUGUCGACCCAGGGGACUUUUUUGACCUGAAAAAAAGAAACAAGGACCAGGGGUCACAAAUAGAGAUUAGAUAAAGGGGCAUUCAGAACAGAAAAUAGGAGGCACUUUUUUUACACAUAGAAUUGUGAGGGUCUGGCACCAACUCCCCAGUAAUGUUGUUGAAGCUGACACCCUGGGAUCCUUCAAGAAGCUGCUUGAUGAGAUUCUGGGAUCAAUAAGCUACUAACAACCAAACAAGCAAGAUGGGCCGAAUGGGGCCUCCUCUCGUUUGUAAACUUUCUUAUUUUCUUAUUUAGUUUUCCUAACUGAAACUGCACUAUUCUACCUACUGUAGGCAUUCAGCACAUAUAUUAAUUAAAUUAUCUAAGUGCUCCCCCAGUGCUUUCUCCCACAGCAGUAUGGAAGAAUCUAAAACAUGCUAUUAAAAACUGGAGCAAUACAUUAAUCGCUGCCAUCUUUCAAGAUGCCUUGCAGGAUAUUGUUAACAUCCAGUUCACACAGACCAUAUAAGUUAACUGAAUGCAUUUGCAAACUCCAUUGUGAACACAAACGGACUCGGUCCUGAAAAAAAAUGGAAAAGGACCAAAUAAACUUUAGCUUGCACUUUGGUCUCAUGCAUUGCUGAGUUUGAACAUUAGGAAUAUUAUAUGUAACUCUUCAUCAGUGACCAAGUCUCCAACUCUUUCAAAUCAAUACCAAGCUUUGGUCAAUUCUGAACUUCACACCUCAAACACAGUUUUGUGUUCACAGGCUUUGACUGCAAUAUAAUACCCCCAAUAUACAGUUUCAAAUAAUUAAUUUUGUUUCAAGUUUUUUUUAUUUUAGCUCACAUCUAGGGGACACACAAAGGGACGCUUAAAUUGUAGUGUACAACUCACUGGACAAAUCAUCCCCAUAUUCUAUUUUACAAAGAUAAUUUUAAAGAAUGACUGAAAUAUUCCUUUCAUAUGUUGUAUUUUCCUUGUAUUUAAUAAAUUAAAAAAAAACAAAAUCCUCUCAUUUUUAGAUUUGAAGUUAAUUGUGUAUAUACAUAAAUGGGGAUUCCCAGGUGUAAAUGUUUGCCAGUCCAUGUUGGAGCCUGGCUGGUUCCAUAUGCGUGCUUCUGUUUGUCUCGUUGCUCUACAGUAAUACAUGAAUGAUAAGUUAGGCUACAGCGGUUUAUUUGUUCUUUUUAAACUCCUUUCCAUUUCCUGUCUGCUGCGUUCUGCUGUACCACACUUGAUUUAGUCUCUUUGCUCAUGUGUGUUUUGUGUUUGUGUUCUUCUCUGGAUGUGUUUGUGGAACACAAGAUGGGUGUGAAAGGUUGACUGAACUGGUUUCAUUGUUUUAAAAUAAAGCUAAUAUUUAAAGAAAUUGUCAGGGUUUUUUUUCCAUUAAAGCAUUAGACAUGUUAGCAGGUCCCAUGUAAUGUUUAAGCAAUAAGGCAUGAGAGAGCAUGGGUUGUGCUGUGUAUUGUCACUUCUUGGUGCGUUGUUGGCACGAGACGCAGUUGAGUUAAACUGAUUUAUAAACAUUUUAUAAAAAAGAAAGGAGAAAUCUAUAGUUUCUAAAGAUGUGUUAAUAUUUUGAGGUAUAACCUUCCACAGUAGAAAAUAGCCCUUAUGAACUAAAAAUAAUAUUUAAGUAAAACAUUUUCAUUUUUUUUUUCAGUAAAAGCAAUAUUUUUUAAAUGGACUUUAAAUAACUAUAAAAACCUUGCUUAGAUGUGUUUCAGUUGAUUGUUCUGACUUUAAAUAACUAUAAAAACCUUGCUUAGAUGUGUUUCAGUUGAUUGUUCUGACUUUAAAUAACUAUAAAAACCUUGCUUAGAUGUGUUUCAGUUGAUUGUUCUGACUUUAAAUAACUAUAAAAACCUUGCUUAGAUGUAUAUCUGUGAGACCUUCCUGCAUAUUCUAUGUAACAUUGUUGCUAGGUAAUUCACUCCCAUUGGCUCUAGCGCCUACCAAACAGCGCAAGAGUUUAAGGUGCUUUGUUGGGAUGAAGAUUAUUAAUUAUUAAGUAAUUAAUUUAGUCAAAUUGUAUUUUUUUUAGAAAGCCAGUCAUUUUCUAGCACAUCAGUGUUACAUUUUUGUACCUGUAAAGAGUGAGUGAGCAGUAGUGAAGGAGAAGGGAGAGUGAAGGUGAGAGUCAGGUGGUUAAGAUAUCAAGUGUAGUAAUGUAAGUGCUGUCAAAAAAUAUAAAAAUAUCCACAGCUAAAAAUGAAUGAAGAGUCAGUUUCACAAAAUGACGGCUGAUACCAACUAAAGGAGGAAAAUAAAACUGAAUAUCUGACCGAAGGUACAGCAAAUGACUGGUUGUACUACAAAUAAAAUACCUAACCAGCGUCUUGUUUAAAAUAGCAAACUGGUUCGUAGUGCAAAUUAAUAUAAACUGAAGAUAUGACAAGACACCUUGAUGUAUCUUCCAUGACAGCAGGUAUUCUGACAGGUUUUUUCUUUGAUUUUGGUGGUGCAGUGAUAUGUGGUUAGCACAGGUGCAGUGAUUUGCCUUUGUUGCUAAGUAGUUCCUAAUCGUGACAUUGUGCAGGAUAUUGUAACGGCUUAGAACACUGAUGGACCAACCAGCAUGCAGCAUUCUAACACUCCGUUUUAUAAAUUACUGUAAUCACCAUUUGUACUGCUUAAAAAAAAUAGAAUCUAUGUAAGUAAUGCAUUUGUAUGUGUUUAUAAGGGUAGGAGGCUGUGUGGUCCAGUGGUUAAAGAAAAGGGCUUGUAACCAGAAGGUCCCCGGUUCAAAUCCCAGCUCAGCCACUGACUCAUUGUGUGACCCUGAGCAAGUCACUUAACCUCCUUGUGCUCCGUCUUUCGGGUGAGACGUAAUUGUAAGUGACUCUGCAGCUGAUGCAUAGUUCACACAACCUAGUCUCUGUAAGUCGCCUUGGAUAAAGGCGUCUGCUAAAUAAACAAAUAAUAAUAAUAAUAAUUACCUCUGCUAUAUAUAUUUAUCUGUAACUUGGAAGUGAAAACAAAAUGUGAGUGUCUGCAUUAUAUUAUAUUUUGAAGUGCAGAAUCAUGUUGUUUGUUAUCCCAUUGAUGAUUAUUGUCUACCUGCUGUAUGAAAGUACACUUUUUGUUUUUCUUUUGAAAUUAGGGGUACCCUAUUUAAAACUGACAAUGAUAUACUCUUUGCUUUGGCAUUCUUUCAACACCAGUUGGUCUCAAUUAUCAUGCACGUUAUUUUGUGUCACUAUUACCUGUAAGAUAUUUGUAUUUUUUGUAUGUUUUUGCAGAACCAAAAUAGUCAGUUUUUUUUUAAUUCAAUAGGAGAAUGGGGGAUGUUAUUAAACACUAUCACAUCAGCUGUUUAUCAUCUAUAAAAGGA
Acipenser ruthenus (sterlet) is the source of this 7111-nucleotide messenger RNA. Its product is annotated as zinc finger protein 300-like. The record is from RefSeq and is a predicted model, not a curated record. Bases 383 to 1912 code for a protein of 509 amino acids. Gene Ontology annotation, molecular function: RNA polymerase II cis-regulatory region sequence-specific DNA binding; DNA-binding transcription repressor activity, RNA polymerase II-specific. Gene Ontology annotation, biological process: negative regulation of transcription by RNA polymerase II. Lineage: Eukaryota; Metazoa; Chordata; Actinopteri; Acipenseriformes; Acipenseridae. The transcript has 5 exons.